This is a messenger RNA of Gongylonema pulchrum, 1278 nucleotides long. The record is from the annotation of a GenBank genome assembly. NCBI's taxonomy places the organism in Eukaryota, Metazoa, Nematoda, Chromadorea, Rhabditida, Gongylonematidae.
AUGGCCGAGGAUACGCAUGAGGAGUACGCUAUGAUGGAGGAAGAUGAGGAGAGCGGCGCUGCUGGCUCUUCAAAAAAGAAGAAAAAGGUAUAUAUACCUGGUGUAAGCCGACCGUUGCGUGAAGACGAGGAAUGGGAAUUUGAUCCUGAAGCAUAUCGCAUGUAUCAUAGCUUCGAAACAAAAUGGCCAUGCUUGAGUUUCGACACCAUUGAUGAUGAGCUUGGUGAUGGGCGCAGCGGAUUCCCGCUUAGCUGUGAUCUGGUUGGCGGAACACAGGCCGAAAAAGCGAUGAGCAACGAGCUGAUUGUCAUGCGACUCUCAAACUUACAUCCAAUUGAAGAUGAGGAAGCAUCGGAUAGUGAAGACAUUGAUGAGAGUCCGGACAGCAAAGAGCCGAAAAUGCAUGCUGCAGCACUUAACCAGGGGAAAGUUACACUGUGGAAUCUUACACCUGCUCUACAAGAAAUAAGUGCAAUGGAAGGACGUGAUCGCGUCGUGAAACGUCCCAAAGAACGGCCACUGUUUUCGUUUGUAGGACAUCAAGCCGAAGGAUACGCGCUAUCGUGGUCACCACUAAAACUGGGUCGACUUGCAUCCGGUGAUAUCAGGAAUAAAAUAUAUCUCUGGACAAUGGUUGAAGGGGGCCAGUGGGUUGUGGAUCAACAACCCCUUGCUGGACAUAAGAAAUCCGUGGAAGAUCUUUGCUGGUCACCGACCGAUGAAGCAGUACUCGCAUCCUGCUCAGUUGAUGGCACAGUCAAGCUCUGGGAUACAAGGCAAGGUUUUUUUGCCCAGAAAAAUUUUUUGAAAAAAAAGUCCCAAAAAUUUUGCAGAUCUCCACCAUCGGAUGCGUGUACAUGUACCGUUUCGAAUGCGCAUGAAUCGGAUGUUAAUGUAAUGUCAUGGAAUAAGUUUGAGCCACUAAUUGCAAGUGGUGGUAAUGAUGGCGCCAUAAAAGUUUGGUCACUCAAAACGAUGCAGUACAACGAGCCGGUUGCCCGAUUUCGACAGCACAAAGCACCAAUAACAUCCGUGGAAUGGUCACCGUACGAGACAACAACGAUAAUGGCGUCCGGAGAAGAUGAUCAAGUUACGAUCUGGGAUUUGGCGCUUGAGGCAGAUUCAGCGGACGAAAUUGAUGGUGUACCACCACAGCUGCUCUUUGUUCACAUGGGACAGAGCGAAGUAAAAGAGGUGCACUGGCACAAACAGAUUCCACAUUUUGCGAUCACAACAGCACUCUCCGGAUUCAAUUUAUUCAUCCCGAGCAACUUGUAG